UUUUCAGCGGGCAGCUUGCAGCACAGGGAAAGCAAAAGCAAGCAAAGGCCAGCCAUCCCUCCUCACGUACGUCACGUGUAGAGCAGCGGAGCAGGGUCACAGCUAGCUCCGCCGGGUCCGCCGCCUCCCCGGGAUUUCACCGCGACGACGCCAAAAGAAAGCGAGCUUUUGGUCGCAAUCCCUUGGAGCAUUGCGCGGCGAGGAGCGUGCACAGAUCUGCCACGAUCCAUCACCUGCCGCCGCUGCGGCCUGCCCUGCAACCCACCUGCGCCGCUGAAGAGCUGCCGCCGCGCCCAUUGCCUGCCCAGUGCCCAAGCACAAAGCUCCCUCUCUCACCUCAUCUCAGGUUCUGCCAGGCGACUCCACCGCCGUCCAUUAUUGCCGCCAGCCACGCAGCCUUUAACCUCAUGCAUGCCCUAGCUCUCCGCGGCUUCCGCCGUGUCGCGCCGCGCCCACCGCUAGGGACACGCAGAUAGCACCAAGCCUGGCAGCGAGGAGGGCCUUGGCGAAGGUGAAAAGGGGAGCGGCCGCUCCUAGCUCCGCGUAGCGUAGCGGCGUAGCGUCGAGGAGGACGGACGCCUACGUCCGUGUGGGUGCGCGCGCUCUGUGUUCGCCGACCGACGCCGAGCCGAUCGAGAUCGAUCAACAUGACGCUGGAAGCUCUGUGCGCGCCAAGUACCAGCAGCGACGUCCUGGUCUACGACACCUUCAACGCCGCCGCGGCAGCGUGUGCCGCCGCCUCGCCCGGGACCGGGAGCUUCCUCUUCGGCAAUGCGCCGGCGGUGGAGCCGUUCCCGGCGCCGGCCGCGCCGCCGGACGCGGAGGGGGAGAACAGGGUGCAGCAGCAGGGGAGGAGGAAGCGGCGUCGGCGGCAGAGGACCGUCAAGAACGCCGAGGACGCCGAGAGCCAGCGGAUGACCCACAUCGCUGUCGAGCGCAACCGCCGCCGCCAGAUGAACGAGUACCUCGCCGUGCUCCGCUCGCUCAUGCCGGAGUCCUACGUCCACCGGGCGUCCAUCGUCAGCGGCGCCAUCGAUUUCGUGAAGGAGCUCGAGCAGCAAGUGCAGUCCCUGGAGGCGCAGAAGCUGGCGUUGCAGCCGCAACGCGGCGGAACGGCGUCGGAACGCGACGCGGCGCGAGCGCCACCGCGCGAUCCCGUGGCCGCGAGCAGCAGCUCCGCGAGCGUGACCGGGGAGGCGGCGGAGCGGCCCCCGUUCGCGCGGUUCUUCCGGUACCCGCAGUACGCGUGGCGCCACACGCCGCCGCAGGAGGAUGGUGCCGCCGCCGUCGGCGCGGAGGAGGCGAGCCGCGCCUCCGCGGUGGCGGACGUGGAGGUGAGCGUGGUGGUGGACGCGCACGCCAGCCUCCGCGUGAUGGCGCGGCGGCGGCCGGGGCAGCUGCUGAAGAUGGUGGCCGGGAUGCAGGCGCUCGGGCUCGCCGUGCUGCACCUCAACGUGACCGCCGCGCCCGGCGAGCUAGCGCUCUACACGCUCAACCUCAAGGUGGAGGAAGGGUGCGGCCUGACGACGGCGGAGGACAUCGCCGCGGCGGCGCACCACGUGCUCUGCAUCAUCGAUGCCGAGGCGGCGCAGCGGUUGCUCGCUCCCGGCGCGGGGCAGCCGGACCUCUAGUCAGUAUCAAACCCGCCGCCGCUCCAUAGGUGAGAUCUUCCGGCGCAACGCGACGCGGGCGAGCCGGAGCACGGGACUGCCGGUGGCUGCUCAUCGUCUACGUGACAUUUUGUAAAGUGCAGCAGGGGCUUGGUGGCGUAGAGUCUAGAGCGUGUAACCGCAAUAACGGAUGUAGGGUAGUGUCUGCAAUAAACAUGCAGGUUCGUUUGAGGUUGCGUUCGUGGUAGCCGACGAUAUGGUUGUGCGUGUCCUCCUGGUCGCGUCCAUGGCGUGGCGGCGCUUCCUCGUCGCGUUAGGAGGAGGGGGGGCAGCGGCGGCAAGGUUUUGGUCGAUGACUCUGUUUCUCUUGAAUU
Messenger RNA from Panicum hallii, 1984 nucleotides. RefSeq names its product transcription factor bHLH96-like. Gene Ontology annotation, biological process: regulation of transcription by RNA polymerase II. The transcript is spliced from 3 exons. NCBI's taxonomy places the organism in Eukaryota, Viridiplantae, Streptophyta, Magnoliopsida, Poales, Poaceae. The record is from RefSeq and is a predicted model, not a curated record. Gene Ontology annotation, molecular function: DNA-binding transcription factor activity, RNA polymerase II-specific; protein dimerization activity; RNA polymerase II cis-regulatory region sequence-specific DNA binding. Bases 648 to 1631 code for a protein of 327 amino acids.